This is a messenger RNA of Camelina sativa (false flax), 1705 nucleotides long. RefSeq lists its product as uncharacterized. Lineage: Eukaryota; Viridiplantae; Streptophyta; Magnoliopsida; Brassicales; Brassicaceae. The record is from RefSeq and is a predicted model, not a curated record.
CGGCAACACUACCCCAAUAUUCUCGACAACCUUCUCCUCAGCCACAACACCGAGGCUUUCAACAACAGCUCCACUCCCAGAUGCAGCAGCCAUCACCACCGCAUGCUCAUGUUCCGGUGUAUCAACAGCCGGCUCCUCAGAAUCCGGGAUACCAACCGCCGCUUCAGAAUCCGGCCUACCAACCGCCGCUUCAUUAUCCAGGGUUUCAACCUCCGCUUCAGAAUCUGGGAUAUCAGCCGCCGGCUCCUCAGAAUCUAGGGUUUCAACCGCUGCCAGCUCCUCAGAAUCAGGAGCAUCCACCACCGGCUUAGAAUCAGGAGGAUCAAGACUUCCAACAGCUCCUUGAUGAUUUGCUUGCACUUCCUGGUCGACAGCAUCUUCCGAUCUUGAGUCCGCACUCCAUCCCCAACACUCAAAGUAUAUGGUUUGGACGAGACAAAGGAAAGCUAUCUCGUGUUAUUUCUGGGAUUUUUAGGAGAAAGUUUGAUGGUCCAUACUUCAGCUGGAAGGCUACGCCCUUACACAUACGAGAGAGAUAUUUUAGAUCCUUUGCGCGGAAAUACAACUGGGAUGUUGCGAUUAUUGAGCUUGUGAGAGAAGGAUUUUUGAAGAUAGCGAAAAAAAGAAUGAAAGUAAUUGUAAGCCAAUCGAAGCUUAGUGGUGAGCAACCGAUUUGGAUCAAUCCUACGCUAUGGAAACAAAUGUGGGAGCAUUGGGACACACCCGAAGCUAUUGAGAAGAGCUCUAAUGCAUCCCAAGCCCGUAAUUCUAAUCGUGGCGGUCUUGGACUCCACAAACAUCUAUCCGGCCAGAAAUCUUACUUGCAAAUUCAACAAAAGUUGGAAGAAAAAUUGGGACAUCCUGUAUCGCUUGGAGAAGUGUUUGUCGCAACACAUACAAAGGCAGAUGGAAGUUUUGUUGAUCAGAAGGCGAAACAAGUUGCUGAGACAUAUGAGAAGAACAUAGAAGAGGUAAUGUCUCAAAUGGAGUUUGAUGGUCCUGAUGCUACAGACCACUCGCCAGAAUCUACUCAUCCAACCCUCCCCAUUCAAGAAAAAGAUGACAUUUUUCUGAAGUGUACUGUAACAGAUGCCAAGGGAACCCCCUUUGGACUUGGAAGUCUCUCCGAGAUAAUCACCAAAGGGAAAAGAAAGGCAAAUUAUCCAAGCUCUAGUCCAACUUCGCUGUUAGAGAUUGAAGAACAACUUCAGGCUGCUCGUUGUAAGUUCGCUGAUCAAGAUGAAGAAAAUGCUCGACGUGUCAGAGAAGAUGCUAGACGUGAUGAAGAGCAACGUAACGCUCAAAACCGCAUUGCAACCUUGGAGAUGCUCGUCUCCUACUUGAAGACCAGUGAUCCUGGGGUUGCAGAAUUCAUGUCUACUCAACCACCAGCCCAUGCGCCAUUCACCACAGCAGCCCCAGCAGCCAACAUCACUCCAGCCACAACGGCCAAUGUCAACCCACCCGCACCAACCACUUCAGGAGCUAGUUCACCAGCUACUUCACCAAACACUUCUCCUUUGUCAGUAUCAUCCUCUCAUCCUUAACUAACUAUUUCUUUCUCUCUUAAGCUUCUAUAACUAUUUUUUGGUUUGUGUAGUAAUAUAUUUCUAUCUCCCUUAGCCUGAACUAUUUUCUGGAUAGGAUCAAUGAAUGAUUUAUAUCUUUUUGGUUAAUAUCAUUCACAUUCGGAAUUUUAUUUUAA